AUGGCAGCAUCAAGUCUUUUUGCUACAAGACUUUAUAAUAAUACCUCUCAAUAUUAUUAUACAACUGGUUAUCGUAAACCAAAUGCUAAUAAUUAUAAUACCACUUUAAAUAAACUAAAAACUCAACUUAAUACUAUAAAUUCUUCUUAUAAUAAUAUUAAAAAUUUAUAUAAUCAAACAAACACAUUAUAUCAAACUACACAAAAACUUUUAACUGAAAAAGAAUUACAACUAAAAGAAGAAAUUAAAAAAUAUAAUGAUGCUAAAUCUAAACUUGAUGAAUUGUAUACACAAUUUAUUAAAUUAUCUGUUAAUAAUGAAACAUUAAAAAACUUAUUAACACAAGAACAUAAUAAUUAUUUAAAUGAACUUAAAGCUCAUGCAAUCACCAAAAAUUCAUUAAUUAAUGCGAAUAAAAAACUUAAUGAAAAAACCAAAGAAGCAAAAAAACAUAAAGAAAAUUAUGAAAAAACAUUUAAAGAUCUCCAAACAGAAAUCUUAAAAAAUUAUAAAAAUGAAUUACUUUUAGAAACAAAAGAUAGUGAAAUUAAAAGAAUAACCAACCAAACAAGAAAAGAUUAUGAAGAUGCUAAAAAUGAAAUCAAAAAAUCGAUAAAAGAAAAAGACAAAUUUAAAGAAAAAUAUGAAGAUAUAUUUGAAAAACUCUUACAAGAAAUAUUAAUCAACUAUAAAAAUAAUUUAACGACCAAAAAUAACAAUGAUAAAAUUACUGAACUAAAAGAUAAAUCUAAAAUAGUAAAUAAUAAAUUAAAUGAAAUGACUAAAAGAAGAAAUGAAUAUGCUAGAAAAUAUCAAGAAAUGAUAAAGAAACUUAAUGAUGAGGCAUUGGAACAUCAAAAAACCAAAGAAAAAUUAAAAAAUGAAAAAAUUCGUCAUAAAAAAACUAACAAUCUUUAUAAAACUAAAAAAGAAAAACUUAUCGAAGAAAGAAAAAAAAUUGGAAAAACCAAAAAACUUAGUCAACGAAAAAAAGAAGCAUUAUUAAAAGAAAUCAAUGAUGCAUUAGAAAAAAAUAAAAAUCUUAAAAAACAAUUCCAAGAAGAAGAAAAGAAAAGAAAAAAACUAGAAGAAACGACUAAAAAACUUGAAGAUAAGUAUAAUAAAAAAAUUGGAGAUUUACAACAAUUAUUAAAGGAUAAAAAUGAUACAAUUAAAAAAUUAAAAAAUGAACAAAACACUUUAAAAUUAAAAUAUAACCAAUCACGUAGAAAUUUUAACAAAAUAAAGACAGACUUAGAUGAUUUAAAAAAAUUAAUCGAAGAAAGUAAAUCACUAAAAACUAAUCAUGAAAAUCUUUUAAUUAAAUCGCUUCCUCCAAAUCUUUUACAUGAGAUUAACAUUCAUUUAGAUAAAUUAAAACCAGAAAUUAUUGAUGCUGCUGAUACAGCUUUUACUUUAGAAAAAUUAGUUGAAACAUUUGGUUAA
Messenger RNA from Cetraspora pellucida, 1446 nucleotides. The record is from the annotation of a GenBank genome assembly. NCBI's taxonomy places the organism in Eukaryota, Fungi, Glomeromycota, Glomeromycetes, Diversisporales, Gigasporaceae.